AGUGACAGGUGAGAUUUCGUAUUUACACGAGAACCAAAAAUAAAAACAGGUUUGUUUUUGUCGACAUGUGAUGGAUUGGGCUAUUAGCACUUGAUAUAAACAAAACAUGGAUCGUAUAUCGGAAGACUUGUAACUUAUAGAAGGAAGCGGAACAAAAAAAAUCAACACAAUAGCAACGAAAGAGCUGACCGGUAGAGUGUAUGGUCAUGCUGUCCAUUCUUGACCAGUACAGCCAAGUGAUCAAAUUUUCCGAGCUCCCUGACCCCCGGACGUCAUGGGAGUUACAGCGACUGAUCGGGGAGGGCACGUACGGGGAAAUCCACCAGGCCAUACACAAAGAGUCUGGAGAGGUGGUGGCAAUGAAGGUGUUGGAGUCCAUACAUGAGAUGAUUGAGGAGAUAGAGGAGGAGUACCAGGUCCUCAGGGAUCAGGGGAACCACCCCAACAUCCCACGCUUCCAUGGGAUCUACCUCAAACCCCCCACCAACGGGAUCGAUGCAGAGGUCUGGAUAGCAAUGGAG
Messenger RNA from Saccostrea cuccullata (small rock oyster), 521 nucleotides. RefSeq names its product myosin-IIIa-like. The annotation marks the transcript as partial. The transcript has 3 exons. The record is from RefSeq and is a predicted model, not a curated record. NCBI's taxonomy places the organism in Eukaryota, Metazoa, Mollusca, Bivalvia, Ostreida, Ostreidae. Gene Ontology annotation, molecular function: protein serine/threonine kinase activity; ATP binding; microfilament motor activity. Gene Ontology annotation, biological process: regulation of actin filament length; peptidyl-serine phosphorylation.